Schistocerca serialis cubense is the source of this 5480-nucleotide messenger RNA. RefSeq names its product UDP-glucosyltransferase 2-like. Lineage: Eukaryota; Metazoa; Arthropoda; Insecta; Orthoptera; Acrididae. The coding region runs from base 127 to 1686 and encodes 519 amino acids. The record is from RefSeq and is a predicted model, not a curated record. Gene Ontology annotation, molecular function: UDP-glycosyltransferase activity. The transcript is spliced from 7 exons.
ACUCGCCGUAGCUGUCUUGCGCGGUCCGCAGUCGCCGCCGCGGACGGCCGCAGAGCCUGCCUGCCCUGCCUCACCACACGCACCCGCGUGCGUUCCUCACCUGCGGGCCACACGUGAGCGGCCGCCAUGAGGGCGUGGUUCGUGGCCUUCAGCGUGGUGGCGGGCCUGCUGCUGGCAGACGACGGCCAGGCGGCCAACAUCCUGGCGCCCAUCUGGUUUCCCGGGCUCAGCCACUUCCUCAUGUUCCGUCCGCUCUUCGAGGAGCUGGCCGCCAGGGGCCACAACGUCACCGUGCUCGGACACCACCCGCCCAAGACUCCCAUCAAGAACUACAACUUCAUAAGUCUCCAAGGCAGGUUUCCGCAGCUGCACAACAACAUGACGAUGGACUUCGUGAAGGCGCUGCAGCCCCCCUUGAAGGGCCUGGUGCUACUAAAGUCGUUCACCAAGGGCAUGUGUCUGGAGACGCUGGAUAUGCCCGAAGUGCGGCAGCUGGCCACGUCGGGCGGCCACUACGACGUCGUCAUCUCCGAGUUCUUCCACGUCGACUGCCUGGCGGCGUUCGCUCACAAGUUCGGCGCCCCCCUCGUGGGGAUCACCUCCAGCAACGCGUUGCCGACCGUCCACGACAGGGUUGGUAAUCCUGAGCAUCCUGCCUACACAGAACAAUACGAUCUCUCUCUAAAAGCACCGUUCAACUUCUGGGAGAGAGUCUACGGCACAGUAAUGCACCAGGCGUUUCGCAUCCUGGACUGGUGGGCGACGGACGCACGCGUCGACAGCAAAGUGCGGGAAGUGUUCGGUGAGGACACACCUCCACUAGAACACGUGUUCCGCAACACGAGUCUGGUGCUGGUGAACAGCCACUGGAGCAUGGACCAGCCUCUCCCCACAGUGCCCGCCUUCGUCGAGGUGGGCGGACUGCACUUGGAAGAGCCCAACCCAUUGCCAGACGACAUACAGAAGUUCCUGGACGACAGUCCACACGGUGUGAUCUACUUCAGCUUGGGAUCGAUGGUGCGAGUUGAGACCUUCGACCCGGAGAAGUUCAAAGCGAUUGUGGACGCCUUCGCGUCCGUACCCCAACGCGUUCUCUGGAAAGCCGACCCGGCCAACCUCCCGGGACUGCCGCCAAACGUCAGAGCUCAGAAGUGGAUCCCACAGAACGAUGUUCUGAACCACCCCAACGUGCGGCUCUUCAUAUCGCACGGCGGGCUGCUAGGCGCGCAGGAGGCGGUGGCUGCGGGUGUGCCGACUCUGACGCUGCCGCUGUUCUCGGACCAGUUCGUCAACUCGGCCAGGGCGGUCGCCGCCGGCAGCGGCCUCCAGCUGCUCUACGACGACAUCGACGACCGCUCGUUCCGGGAGGCGCUCCAGCGGCUGCUCAACGACUCCAGGUUCCGCGAACGCGCCAAACACCGGUCGCAGCUGUUCCGGGACCGCCCCCGACCGCCGCUGGAGGAGGCGGUCUACUGGGUGGAGUACGUCAUCAGGCACCAGGGGGCGCCGCACCUGAGGUCCGCCGCCAUGGACCUGGCCUGGUACCAGUACCUGCUCAUAGAUGUCGUCGCCUUCCUGUUGGCUGCGUCGUGCUGCGUCAUAUCAGCUCUCUACCUCUUCUCGAAACUAGUGCUGCGGGUCUUAUUUCGAGGGCAGGAGGAAAACGUCAAAUUAAAACUGACAUAAUAAGUACCUCCAGAACUUCACAGGUUACCGCCUUUUCGAAACAACUUCGGUUUCGAUCGUAAAAGGCAUGGUCCCGGCACAGUGAAUAACCGUAGUUCCUGUUGCGAAAUUUCUGUGAACUUAUCUAUAGUAGAGGAACAAUUGCGUGAACGCAGUCGAUUCUGAAGAAUGUCUGAUGGUGUGAUUGGGGAUGUGUCUAAAGAAUGCUUUGCAUUCCUUCGUGUGAAGUUUCGGAAAUACACGUAAACAGAUUUCACUAGUCAUCCAGCGUAUCAUCUCGUUUAAAAUGCGUGGGAAAUAUACUUUUCCCAGUUGAGAAUUCCUCUGCCUACUACUUGGACGUUUGACUCUGCAAUAGGCCGCAUAACGGAUCGCUCUGUUCAUUUCAACAGAGGAUUAAAAGUCAAAAACAAAUAAAAAUGUUAUAAAUAAUACUAAUACAGUGGUCGCUAUCCAUCGCAACAGCUGCGAUCGGUAGCGAUACAGGCACACUUUACAUAUAGAGCGAGUCAUAGAUUUCAGUCUGUAGACACAUGACACACACACACACACACACACACACACAAAACACACACACACACACACACACACACACACACACACACAUAUAUAUAUAUAUAUAUAUAUAUAUAUAUAUAUAUAUAUUCUGAGACAUAUUGUCUAAGAGCUGAAUAUAGUUCCCAUACCUCUGUUCCAAGGUUUCCGGCCGGUUUCGCACGAUUAUAACACAAACGAUGGAACAUACAAUCCAGUCCUUCCAAAUGUUUCCGGUUCGGAGUCUGUCUGCCCAUUGCUCCACUACCAUCUCGCCUGAGAAGACUCUGAGUCUACAAUGGACUCAGCAUCGAACCGCACACUGUAUACUUAGGGAUAGAAAAUGAAGAGUGACAAGAAAAAGACAACAAAAGUAGGAAAAAUAUUUUUGGUGCAGAAAUCUUCCACAAAGGUAAUUAUUUCAAAAAGUUCCAUAGUUUUUGGAUUUACAGUUAAUGAAUCUUUUACAUUCCCUAAAAACGAAGAUCAUUGUUCGUGCGUUGGUGUACAGAUCUGAAUACAGUAUAGAGCCUCUCUCUUUUCUUCAUGGUCUCCCUGAAGCAUUAGACCGGUCGGUCCUUUGGGACUUCUUGAUUCAGUCAUCUUCUGUUGAGUCUACCAACGUUCAUUCUUCCUCUAGAAAUGUAUUGAAGCAGUUGUUUUGCACCACUUCCAUCCUUCAUUCCCUCUAUAUGUUCUUCCAUUCCUUAAUCCUUUUAUUUAAAUUGUAAAUUGUUACAUUUCUCCAGAUGAUCUCAUUUUUUCAUUCGCCUCGUCUUGUUACUGCCUUGACGGCUGUCAACAAUCUCAUGUCGGCUGCUUGGAGUCGGCUAAUGUGUGCUAGAGUGCAUAGUCCAGUUUUCACUUUCAUACAGUCUACAGUGAACUGCAAUAACUUUAUAAAAUUUUAGCGUGGUGUCCUUUCGUACUUUUGAGAGCACCAUACAUCACAUUAAAUCUGUAAAUCUUUUUUCAUUAUCCACUUUUCCGAACUAUAGUAUGUCAUAGCCCAAGAAUCUGAAGAUGUUAACUUGUUCAACAAUUCUUUUUAACAUCAGUUUGCAUCUUAAACGUUGUGAGCUUUGGAAUGCCGUAGACUUCGUUUCAUCUCUCGAUAUGUUUCAAUUACCUUUCAUUGCUAUUUUAAACAGUUCACAAAGUGCUCUCUGUAAUAAUAAACUGAACGAAUUUGUGACAUUGCUGUAAUAUUUGUAUACACAGCAAAUUAAAAGCAUUUAACCACAAAAGGACAUCACUUCAAUGCAUGUUUAAAUCAGAGUGGAAUAACGCACAAGGCUUGUACAAUACAAAUUUGUAGAGUCAUUUAUGCUCAAAGUUUUAUUCUCAAGAUAAACGUUGUGAAUCUGUAUAAGGAGUGGCUAAGCCGUUAUGUGAAAACGAAAAAGGUAACAGGUAGUUAAAUAAGACAAAAAAUGUUCAUUUCCAGAAGUGAAGUUGCUGUUCAGUCCAUGUGAGGAACGAACAGCAAAUGGAAGGCUCAGGAUGUGUGUACUGAGUUGAGUGAGUAGAUGUACACUCGAAAAUGUCUUACGGUAAUUACUCUAUACAGUCUUCCUGCUUAUUAUACACUGUUAAUCAGUUGCUUUCAGACUUAACAGUACGUGUCAUUCUGAUGUGAGACUUAUUCUCAGAUGCAGCUACACAGUAGCUGUCUACCUGCAACGCGUGAAUGGAACUCGUAUCUUAUGACAUUGUGGGAGCCAAAAACUCUGUGGUUGUUCUCACCCACCUGAAGCUGUAACAAAAGUAUCGCUGGCAGCAGUUCAUGUGAGCAAAUGAGCAUCAGACUACACGAGGAGCUAAGAAUUAAUAGGAUGAACCACGCUGACGAAAUAUCUGGUAAAUUAAGUGAAAUUUUUCUGUACAUUUCCACUUAUUGAGCCCACUGAAAGUUGAUCCAGUAAUUUGCUGUGAUAAUAAUACGAAAUUUUAAACAAAAGUGAAUGUGGUCAAAGAAGGUAAAGAAGGAUUCAACUUGGGUACAAGUAUGUCAGCCAUUUGAUGCUCUCAUCUUGGAAAUGAUAUUAAAACUAUGUAGUGAAAUACUGAAAGCCAAUCAUUAGGUCAAAAUUGUAGUAUCAAAUCUGUAAGCUAAAUUUGUAGUUCAACAUUCAUCUCAGCGUAUCAGACAUUUUUAAUUCCAGGGCUUUGUUAUCCACUUCAGAUGAGUUUCCACAUAUGUGAAAUACUGGAUUUAAGAAAAAUAUAGACCGUUCUAAAACAAGUACUUGGUAUGUCAAAUAUGAAAUGCAAUGUCUAUAGCUCCAGAAAACAAUAGUGAACAUCUGAUACAAUUCUAUUUAAUGUUGCAUACUCUCCUCAACAUAAAAAUAAUUUUCUCAGUUUGCUCUUCAGAGCUGAUUAUGUAGAAACUUACAAUUUAUGGUUGUAUAAUUCCAGCAAAGAAAUUAAAAACUAUAAUAAUUACAACUUCCUGGUUAAUUGAAACUGUCUGCUUGAUUUUAUCUCAGACCUGAAUCCUACCUCUCAAAGAGAAUGCUGAACUAUGUUUCAUUGGAUUUAGUAGUCCAUUGUCAUAUAAUACAAAUGUUGAUACAUUGUUAAACCAUUAUCAACACAUUCUUGAGAUUUUUUUCAUAUAAAUAAGGAGUUAAAAAAAUGGAAAAUGCAGUAUACAUUUCUUUGUCAGAAAAGGCAUAUAUUUAGUUUAAAUAAAAUUGGUAAAUUAUUUUCAUUAUGUGUAUGAGAGUAAAUAUCAAUGAACUUAUUAGGCAUCAUAAGUAAACUAUAAAAUAGAGAUAAUUCUUUAAAUGUGCACAUUUUUAUUACAUCACUUAUCUUUUGUACUUGCUAUUCUUUUUGUGUACCCUUGACUCUUGUGUAGAUACUGGAUGACCAUAAUAUGAAUUUCCAAGUAAGUAAAGUGUGGCAGUGGGUAUACGAAAACAACAGGUAACAUGAUAGUAUGGUAAUGAUAAAUAACAACUGUGUAACUGUAAAUAGUUAAAUAGCCUAAAUAUGCACCAGGAAACACAUGACUCAUAUCAAACUGCGCAGAAUCAAACAAUUAUCGUUUAUUUAAUUGACUAUAGAUGAUACUUAAUAUUAGUAGCUACAACAUGUUUGGUUAAAAACAAAAUAUUCUGUUGCAGAAGAUUAAUAACAUUUACUAUUGUGCACAUGGAGAACAUAACUGAAACACCAAAAUAAUGGCUGCAAAUAUUAAGAGUGUCAACAAAUUAAUUAAUAAAUUAACUUCAUUUCUUUCAAACAAAAGA